This is a messenger RNA of Apiotrichum porosum, 774 nucleotides long. RefSeq lists its product as uncharacterized. The coding region runs from base 1 to 774 and encodes 257 amino acids. The record is from RefSeq and is a predicted model, not a curated record. The transcript is spliced from 7 exons. NCBI's taxonomy places the organism in Eukaryota, Fungi, Basidiomycota, Tremellomycetes, Trichosporonales, Trichosporonaceae.
AUGGGUUGGUUCAGCCACGACGACGAGGACGAGCGCAACGCCUACCAGCAGGUCCAGAACGCUCCCCACCAGUCUUCGCUCAGCCACGAGCUCAUUGCCGGUGCCGCGUCGUUUGCCGCCAUGAAGGCCUACCAGGACCACCAGGAGGCCAACGGCAAGCCCCAGAGCUUUGAGCUCGGCAAGGACCUCAUCGCCGCCUUUGCUGGUGCCGAGGUCGACAAGCUCAUCGAGACCAAGGGCCUCGACGCCGUCGACGCCCAGCGCGCCAAGCACCAGGCGCAGGAGCAGGCCAAGCAGGCCCUCGCCAACUCGCAGCAGUUUGGCCAGCAGCAGUACCAGCAGCAGCAGUACGGCGGCGGUGGUGGUGGCGGCUACGGUGGUGGCUACCAGCAGCAGGGCGGUGACUGGAACUUUGGCUGGAACUUUGGCUGGAACUUUGGCUGGAGCUUUGGCUGGAGCUUUGGCUGGAGCUUUGGCAAGAGCUUUGGCAAGAGCUCUGGCUGGAGCUCUGGCAAGAGCUUUAGCUCGAGGUGCUACGGCGGUCCCCAGGGCGGCUAUGGUGGCCAGCAGGGCGGCUACGGCGGUCCCCAGGGCGGAUUCGGUGGCCCCCAAGGCGGCUACGGCGGCCAGCAGGGCGGAUACGAGGGCGAGCGCCGUGGCGGUUACGAGCACGAGGGCCGUGGUGGCUACGAGCACGAGGGCCGCCGCGAGGAGCGUCGCGAGCACGAGGGCCGUCACCACCACGAGGAGCGCCGCGAUGAGGGCCGCUGGUAG